GAACUUAUUUCAUACCACGUGUCAGUACACCGCUGCUUUCCCGAACUUUCACCUGCCAUGAUAUGAGCCAGAAACUCCGAUUUGCUCAGUUAACAGUCUUUUUCCGACUCUCAAAACCAUUACCUUUAGCAUCAAAUGGCUUCAGCGUCUCCAAAUCGCCAUGGUGCCGAAGCAUCAAACGCUCCAUCGCCAUGACAUCGCAGCAACAAACCGCAACGGCGACAGCCACACGCACCCCGGAGAACCGUAUCCUUAUCGCGCGACUACUCCUCCCCCAUCCGCCAAACCGUCCUCACAGCACCACCCUACGCCUAUAGCCCUUUCACCCACCGCCUCGACCUUCAUCCGCAACGACCGCAUCCUCAUCCCACCCACGGUCCAGCACAUCUACGGCAUCGAUGCGAUCCACCAAGCGCUGUGGCUCUUCGGCAUGACGAGCGAAGCGUGCCAGAUGGCCGACAUGAUCCUCGACGCACUCAAGAGCCGUGCGAUCACGGUCGAGGAGGUCGAGGGGAUCUGGGAGAACGCAAUAAUAUCGAACGAAGCGCUUCGGUUCGUGCAGCCGAUGGGCGACAAUCUUGCAAUUUGGGUACGACUUCAUGACGGCGAAGGCGCGCGGCGACGAUGUUCUCCCGGGUAUGCUACAGGUGCCUCCGCUGCUGAGUCCGCGGACGGCUGCGCUACGAGUGACGGCUCAACUUUUGCCCGUGGUGUCUGUGCCGCUGUAUUCGCGGACGCCCGCGGGGGGCUUGGGAAUUGGAAGCUCGAUAGGAUCAGAGCGUGGAUUGUGGAGCAGAGGGAAGGUAUACUAGCCGCGGGGACGGCACACUAUCUCAAUGAUGCGCAGAAUCGGAUAAUCACGUUCUUGGAACUUAUAUGAAGGGGAAAGCAGGUCACCGGCAGAGGAAAAAUAACAGCGGACACUUCAAAGCUGGCGUUGAAUACGAUGCCCUACAGGCGUCUGGUAUGAGCGACGGCGGAGCUUAGGGCUUGAAGACAGAAUAUUAUCAUGGAGUAUGGGUUGGACAUCAUGCGAAGUUAGGGGCGCUACUAGUGUCUAGGGUGGGUAUCAGCAGCCAGUGCCUGCGUGCUCGGGCAGCCGAUGGAGAGCAUGGCUGAUUUUCAUGGUCAGCGUUUAUUCAUUCGAUAC
Messenger RNA from Mytilinidion resinicola, 1150 nucleotides. RefSeq lists its product as uncharacterized. The transcript is spliced from 4 exons. NCBI's taxonomy places the organism in Eukaryota, Fungi, Ascomycota, Dothideomycetes, Mytilinidiales, Mytilinidiaceae. Bases 161 to 880 code for a protein of 239 amino acids. The record is from RefSeq and is a predicted model, not a curated record.